AUGAAUUAUGUUCAUCCUCCCGUACUAGUCGUUGGUGCUGGGCCAGUGGGUCUGAUAGCAGCGUUGACGCUCCUUCAAAACGGUAUCCCAGUCCGCAUCAUCGAGAAAGACCACCACCCCCGUAUCGGACAGCGUGGUGCUGGAACAUGGCCACGCUCCCUCGAAGUCUACAACUUCCUGGGCGUUUCAGAAGUCAAUAGUCUGGGGAAAUCAGCCCCUCCCGGACGUUGGUACAAGCCCGGGACGUUGGAACCUUUGAAAGACUCAUUGCUAGUCCCGCAUCUGGAACCUACUCCAGCAAUACCAUUCCAUGCCCCCAAAUUGAUGGGUCAACAGCUCCUAGAUGUGAUUCUGCGACGCCAUCUAGAGAAGUUUUCUUGUUCUGUUGAGAUGGGCACCGAACUGCGCUCAUUCGAACAGUGCGACGAGGGCGUCACUGCUAUUCUAGCAAAGAACGGCAUAUCAGAGACUUUUGAUACCAAGUGGAUUAUCGGCGCUGACGGUGCUAAAAGCAUAGUGCGCAAGCAACUUGGACUCACAUUUUUGGGCGAGAGUAGAGACGAUAUCCAGAUUGUGACUGGAGAUAUCCGUUUGACGGGCGUGGGCCUCGAUAGAGUGCUGAGAGCUGAAGAGCUGGUCUUCGAAACCAUCGCGUCGUUAACACUGACAGAGAUUACAUUCAACAAGGUGGUCUGGAUGGGCAACUUCCGGACCAAUAUCCGGAUGGUGAAUAAGUUCAGCGAGGGUCGAGUGUUCGUUGCCGGUGAUGCUGCUCAUGUCCACAGCCCAAUGGGUGGUCAGGGACUCAAUUCAGGUGUACAAGAUGCAUUCAAUCUAGGAUGGAAACUCGCGCUCGUCCAGAAAGGGCUCGCCGACAAGUCUCUUCUCGAGACAUACAGCGCCGAGCGUCUGCCUGUGAUCUCCGAGAUGCUCGAGAUGACGACCUCGAUUCUCGACAAGGCCACAGCGUCUGGGAAGCUGUCGGCCGUACAAAGUCCCAUUCUUUACAUGCUCGGCAUCAACUGCCGAUUCAGCACCGUCGUACUCGAUGAAUUUGUUACUUCAGUUGAGAGGAAGCCUAUCAACGCAUAUGGUGUGCUUGAUGAGGGGCAUCUGGAAGCUGGGGACAGGGCGCCUGAUGCGUCCAAUAUGUUGCAGGUGGGGGGCGCAGAGCCCGAUACGAUGACGCUUUUUGGUCUGUACAGACCUUGGUACCAUACAAUGCUUGUAUUUGCGCCGAGUCUCGCUGAUGCUACCCUGAUCUUGGGUGCACUGGAGGCAUACGACAAAAGCGUCGUACGAUCGGCAGUCAUUUUGCCAUCACCGGCAUCAGUGACGCCUGUCGCGUCUCCUGACCUCGUUCUUUUUGAUCGAGAAGGCUAUGCUUAUUCGGCUUACCUCGUGGAAGCUGGCCAGACGAAGGUGUUUGUGAUACGGCCGGACGGAGUGAUUGGGGCGAUCGUUCAUGGUGCAGAAGGCGUGAAGAAGUAUUUCUCAAACAUAUUUUUGGAUGCAUAGUGGUCGGAAUAUUUGUUCUCUACUUACUAUUUUUUACAAGCACGGCUCAUUCCUGUAUACGUCCGAGUCAUGCAAUGUAGUGUAUCAUAUUUGUAA
Molecule: messenger RNA, 1614 nt
Organism: Suillus discolor
Lineage: Eukaryota; Fungi; Basidiomycota; Agaricomycetes; Boletales; Suillaceae
Exons: 11
Coding region: 1-1518 (505 amino acids)
Molecular function (GO): FAD binding
Source: RefSeq, a predicted model, not a curated record